Lipotes vexillifer (Yangtze River dolphin) is the source of this 5556-nucleotide messenger RNA. It is a transcript of the gene TANC1, whose product is annotated as tetratricopeptide repeat, ankyrin repeat and coiled-coil containing 1. Gene Ontology annotation, molecular function: protein binding. Gene Ontology annotation, cellular component: glutamatergic synapse. Gene Ontology annotation, biological process: regulation of postsynapse organization. NCBI's taxonomy places the organism in Eukaryota, Metazoa, Chordata, Mammalia, Artiodactyla, Lipotidae. The record is from RefSeq and is a predicted model, not a curated record. Bases 1 to 5556 code for a protein of 1851 amino acids. The transcript has 26 exons.
AUGCGGAGAGGUGACUUUGGUCUGGAGAUUUCCCCUCCAGUCCUGCCCCCUGGCCAUGGUGGUGAGUUUUCUGUGAGCAGCCUUCCAGUGGCAGAGGAUGCCUACAGGGUGAGCUUGGCCAAAGGUGUCUCCAUGUCUCUGCCUUCGUCACCUCUGCUGCCUCGACAGUCUCACUCUGUGCCAUCAAGAUCAACCAAAAAGUCCCCAGGUCCCGUCAGGAAGCCCAAGUAUGUGGAAAGCCCCAGAGUGCCUGGAGAUACAGUCAUAAUCCCGUUCCGAGACGUGCCCAAGCCAACAGAGCCCAGUGAAAAUGAAGCAAAGCCUGAUAAUGAACCGAGCUGUUCGCCAGCAGCCCAAGAACUGUUGACAAGGCUGGGAUUUUUACUGGGAGAAGGGAUUCCAAGUUCCACACACAUCACCAUUGAAGAAAAAAACGAAACCAUGUGCACAGCUCUGAGCCAAGGCAUCAGCCCUUGCUCCACACUUACAAGCAGUACCGCGUCUCCUAGCACCGAUAGCCCCUGCUCAACCUUGAAUAGCUGCGUCAGCAAGACGGCAGCCAACAAAAGUCCCUGUGAGACCAUUAGCAGCCCUAGUUCCACCCUGGAAAGCAAGGACAGUGGAAUUAUAGCCACAAUUACAAGUUCAUCCGAAAAUGAUGACCGGAGUGGCUCCAGUUUGGAAUGGAAUAAGGACGGAAGCCUAAGGUUAGGGGUACAGAAGGGAGUGCUUCAUGACCGCAGGGCAGAUAAUUGCUCCCCAGUGGCAGAAGAGGAGCCCCCUGGGCCAGCGGAGAGUGUGCUGCCCAAAGCCGAAGCCUCAGUUGGAGAUGGUCCGGUCCCUUAUUCUCAGAGCUCCAGCUCGCUAAUAAUGCCACGGCCCAACUCAGUUGCAGCGACGAGCUCAACCAGAUUGGAAGAUCUGAGUUAUUUAGAUGGACAGAGAAAUGCUCCCCUUCGGACAUCAAUUAGGUUACCGUGGCACCACACGGCCAGAGGCAGGGCACAGGAAGUUAAAGCACGAUUUGCUCCCUACAAGCCGCAAGACAUUUUGUUGAAACCCCUGUUGUUCGAAGUACCGAGCAUAACUACAGACUCUGUGUUUGUGGGAAGGGAUUGGCUCUUUCACCAGAUAGAAGAAAACUUGAGGAACACAGAGUUGACAGAAAACAGAGGAGCAGUGGUUGUUGGAAACGUGGGCUUUGGGAAGACGGCGAUCAUUUCUAAGUUGGUGGCACUGAGCUGCCACGGAAGCCGCAUGAGGCAGAUUGCUUCCAACAGCCCCGGUUCAUCACCGAAAACUUCAGAUUCCUCCCAGGAUCUUCCUUUCACUCCACUGCUUUCACCAAGUUCUUCUACGAGUGGUAUCAAUGCAGCUAAAUCCCCCCCUGGGUCUGGGUCUGAUACUCCUGAGAACCAGAGACCAAGAGAGGAUGCAGUGAAAUACCUCGCUUCUAAGGUCGUGGCCUACCACUACUGCCAGGCCGACAACACCUACACGUGCCUGGUGCCCGAGUUCGUGCACAGCAUCGCUGCUCUGCUCUGCCGGUCCCAUCAGCUGGCCGCCUACCGAGACCUGCUGAUAAGGGAGCCCCAGCUCCAGAGCAUGCUAAGCCUCAGGUCCUGUGUGCAGGACCCAGUGGCCGCUUUCAAGAGGGGUGUGCUGGAGCCACUCACAAGCCUGAGAGACGAGCAGAAAAUUCCUGAAGAAGAAUACAUUAUUUUGAUAGAUGGUUUAAACGAAGCUGAGUUUCAUAAACCUGAUUAUGGAGAUACACUUUCUUCAUUUAUUACCAAGAUUAUUUCUAAAUUCCCUGCCUGGCUGAAGUUGAUUGUGACUGUAAGAGCAAAUUUUCAGGAAAUCGUCAGCAAGCUGCCAUUCAUCAAGCUGUCCUUAGAUGACUUCCCAGACAACAAGGACAUCCACAGCGACCUGCACGCCUACGUCCAGCACAGGGUCCACAGCAGCCAGGACAUCCUCAGCAACAUCUCUCUGAAUGGCAAGGCCGACGCCGCCCUCAUCGGGAAAGUGAGCAGCCACCUGGUGCUGCGGAGCCUCGGCUCCUACCUGUACCUCAAACUCACCUUGGACCUCUUCCAGAGGGGACACCUGGUCAUCAAGAGCGCCAGCUACAAGGUGGUACCCGUGUCGCUGUCUGAGCUCUACCUGCUGCUCUGCAACAUGAAGUUCCUGACCCAGUCCGCCUUUGAGAGGGCGCUGCCCAUUUUAAACGUGACCCUCGCGUCCCUCCACCCCAUGACAGACGAGCAGAUCUUCCAGGCGAUUAACGCCGGCCACAUCCAAGGGGAGCAGGGCUGGGAGGACUUUCAGCAGAGGAUGGAUGCCCUCUCCUGCUUCCUCAUUAAGAGGCGAGACAAAACCCGCAUGUUCUGCCACCCGUCCUUCAGGGAGUGGCUCGUGUGGAGGGCAGAUGGUGAAAACACGGCCUUCCUGUGUGAACCCAGGAACGGGCAUGCUCUCCUGGCAUUCAUGUUCUCGAGGCAGGAGGGCAAGCUGACCCGCCAGCAGACCAUGGAGCUCGGCCAUCACAUCCUGAAGGCACACAUUUUCAAGGGCCUCAGUAAGAAGACUGGAAUCUCUUCAAGCCAUCUGCAAGCCCUGUGGAUUGGGUACAGCACCGAGGGGCUGUCUGCCGCCCUGGCCUCCCUCAGGAAUCUCUACACUCCCAAUGUGAAGGUGAGCCGUCUCCUAAUUUUGGGAGGAGCCAACGUGAACUACAGGACCGAAGUGUUAAAUAACGCCCCGAUCCUGUGCGUCCAGUCUCACCUCGGCCACGAGGAGGUGGUCACUCUGCUCCUGGAAUUUGGCGCCUGCCUGGACGGCACGUCAGAGAACGGCAUGACUGCCCUGUGCUACGCGGCCGCUGCCGGCCACACGAAGCUGGUGUGUCUGCUGGCCAAGAAGGGGGCGAGGGUAAGAAACAGCCUUCUCCACUUAUGGAAGAAGGGAAAUUGCGCGCUGGUCCACAGUGCACUGAGGGGCCACGGCGACAUUCUCCGCUACCUACUGACCUGUGAGUGGUCCGUGGGCCCACCCCAGCCAGGCGUGCUGAGGAAGAGCCAGGCCCUGCAGCAGGCACUGACAGCGGCCGCCAGCAUGGGCCACAGCUCGGUGGUCCAGUGCUUGCUGGGACUGGAAAAGGAGCAUGAAAUAGACAUCAGUGGCACCGACACCCUGUGGGGAGAAACAGCCCUGACGGCUGCUGCAGGACGAGGCAAGCUGGAGGUCUGCGAGCUGCUGCUGGAGCGUGGAGCUGCCGCGUCUCGGACUAACAGGAGAGGGGUCCCUCCGUUGUUCUGUGCGGCACGCCAGGGGCAUUGGCAGAUCGUUAGGUUGCUGUUGGACCAUGGCUGUGACGUGAACCUAAGUGACAAACAGGGCCGGACGCCCCUCAUGGUGGCUGCUUGUGAAGGGCACUUGAGCACCGUGGAAUUUCUCCUUUCGAAAGGUGCCGCCCUUUCUUCUCUGGACAAAGAGGGUCUGUCGGCAUUAAGCUGGGCUUGUCUGAAAGGGCACAGGGCUGUGGUCCAGUUCCUGGUGGAGGAAGGAGCCAAGAUCGACCAGACAGACAAGAACGGCCGCAGCCCCCUGGACCUGGCCGCCUUCUACGGCGAUGCGGAGACCGUGCUGUACCUGGUCGACAAGGGGGCCGUGAUCGAGCACGUGGACCACAGCGGCAUGCGGCCCUUGGACAGAGCCAUCGGUUGUCGAAAUACAUCUGUAGUGAUUACACUGCUGAGAAAAGGAGCCAAGUUAGGAAAUGCUGCUUGGGCGAUGGCUACUUCCAAACCUGAUAUUCUGAUUAUACUUUUACAGAAAUUGAUGGAGGAAGGAAACUUGAUGUACAAAAAAGGGAAGAUGAAAGAGGCAGCCCAGAGGUACCAGUAUGCCUUAAGGAAGUUUCCUCGAGAAGGAUUCGGAGAGGACAUGAGACCGUUCAAUGAGCUAAGGAUUUCCCUCUAUCUCAAUUUGUCUCGCUGCCGAAGAAAAACAAAUGACUUCGGCAUGGCAGAAGAAUUUGCUUCCAAGGCUCUCGAGUUGAAACCAAAGUCCUAUGAAGCCUUUUAUGCCAGAGCGAGAGCAAAGAGGAGCAGCAGGCAGUUCACGGCCGCUCUGGCUGACUUGCGGGAAGCCGUGAAGCUCUCUCCCACCAACCAGGAGAUCAGGAGGCUCCUGGCGCGCGUAGAAGAGGAAUGCAGGCAGCUCCAGAGGAGCCAGCAGCAGAAGCAGCAAUGCCCGCCGCCAGCGCCCCCCGCCGACUCGGACCACGAGGAGGACGCCCCGACCCCCGGCCUGAGUGACUGCUUUCACCUCGAGGAGGCUGAAGAGGGGGAGACUUCUCCACAGGAAGAAUCCGUUCCCCUCGCUCCCAGGCCCCAGCCGCCCUCCUCUGCUCCCUCCCCAUACAUCCGAAACCUUCAAGAAGGGCUCCAGUCCAAAAUGAGGCCGCUAUCGCCACAGAAUCGGCUGGGGAUGAGCAAGCCCCCGAGGGAGCCGGUCGCUCAGCCGGGGCUGAGGGUGCAGCCCACCAAGCAGGCGCAGAUCGUGAAAACCAGCCAGCACCUGGGUUCUGGGCAAGCUGGCGUGAGAAAUGCUAGCUCGAAAACGCAGGUCUCUUCGCAGAAUCCUCCCCCGAGUCCCAUGCCUGGAAGACUCUCUGCCACCCCCGCCGCCGGAAGCAGAAACCAGCAUCUGGAGGGAACAGGCACCUUCCCUGCGGGAGCAGCUUCUAGCCACUCGGGAGAUCAGCUGGGGCCCAGCCCCAGCGUCCAGCUGCAGCCCAGUGAGGGUGAUGCUGCAUAUCCUCUACCGAGUAAGAUAAAAACUGCAGAGAGGCUUCUGUCUCGUGCCACCGUGGCUGUGGACGUAGCCCCUCUAAACCCAGGCGGGCCUGUGAGCUGCAGCGACGUGCGACACCCGGCUUCCCUCACCAGCUCAGGCUCUUCCAGUUCCCCGUCAAGCAGCAUCAAGAUGUCAAGUUCAACCAGUAGUUUGGCUUCAAGCAGCAGUUUUUCAGAGGGCUUCAAGGUCCAAGGACCAGAUGCUCGAAUGAAAGACAGGGUUGGUAGCCAGGCUCCGAGUGGCCCAGCUGAGCACAGGCCGCGCAGUACUCCGUUCAUGGGCAUCAUGGACAAGACAGCGAGGUUCCAGCAGCAGAGCCACCCUCCCAGCUGCGCCUGGCACUGCGCGGUGCCAGAGGGGCUGCCGACGAACAUGCCUUCCACGGCUGGCCUGCAGGCCUCAAGCUCUGAGAAGCCCUCUUUCAAACAAGCAGGAGGAUACAGUAGCCAAGCCAAAACCCGUUCUGUGUCUACUCUGGGUGGAGGGGUCCACAACGGGGCCCAGGGGAAGGAGCUAGAAGAAAAGAAGUGCCAAAUUCCAGUCCACUGCCAAGACAGCCGGAUAACUAAGACUGUUUCUCAUGCGUAUCAGGAAAGUCUCUCUAAACAGCAGUCUCACAUCAGUAGUGAAGCCCACAGGAGUCACCUCCCUUCAGCAAAACCAAAGCGAUCAUUCAUAGAAUCAAACGUGUGA